This is a messenger RNA of Anoplopoma fimbria (sablefish), 1885 nucleotides long. RefSeq names its product proton-coupled zinc antiporter SLC30A1. Gene Ontology annotation, biological process: intracellular zinc ion homeostasis; detoxification of zinc ion; zinc ion transmembrane transport. NCBI's taxonomy places the organism in Eukaryota, Metazoa, Chordata, Actinopteri, Perciformes, Anoplopomatidae. The record is from RefSeq and is a predicted model, not a curated record. Gene Ontology annotation, molecular function: calcium channel inhibitor activity; zinc ion transmembrane transporter activity. Gene Ontology annotation, cellular component: endoplasmic reticulum; Golgi apparatus.
AUGACUGUGAUUAGAGCAGAGGAGGAGUGUAGUGGGACAGAAGGGAGAGAUGUUGCAGGUAUGAGGGUGCUACACUGGUGCAUGCUGGGAGUGACCAUCCUGCUGCUGGUCUGUGAGGUCACCAUCAGUCAGCUGUGCAACUCCCUCAUCAUGUUAGUGGACGGUUUCCACACACUCUUCAUCCUCUUUCGCAUGUCUCUUCCUCCUCCUCAAACGGCGAGCAUAAAAAAAACGCUGCUCUCCUCUUUGGAUUCCUCCGCAUCUCCUCCACAUGCAUCCUCCUCCUCUGCAGUACUUCCCUCCAUCCUGCCUGCAGAGUCGUCCAUUGAAUCUCCACCUGAUGGGCCUCUGGACUGUGGCGUGUCCUACACCAGCAGCAGGAUUCAGCCUGUGGGGGCUUUCAUUUCGGCUCUCCUCCUGACCUCUCUGUGUCUCUCUUACUUCAUUGAAAUCAUCAGCUUUUCCCUUGAGCCUCACCCAGUGCAGCGCCCCCUGCUGCUUGUGGUGGUGGGAGCUGUCAGUCUGCUUCAUAAGGCGCUGGUGGUCUGGCUGAACUGGGAUCAGCUGCAAAAGGAGAGGGCCGAAACCAGCAGGCAGACAAAAAGCGAAUCUCACCUUGAAGUGAACCACAAAGUCUUGUCUGCAGAGGAAACCAAAGGCCAGGCUGAGCCGGGGCGAGUCCUGGAUGACAUUAGCAACCUCCAGUCUGCCGUGGACAACUCACUCCACAAUGGGGCGCUUAUUCUCUGCAACCCGGGAACCUCCAGCGUCCCAGACACUGACUCUCAAACUGCCCAACAACAGCCAGUCCACCUGCAUGCAGCAGCUCAGCAGGACAGCAGGGACUGUGAGGCAGCCAGCGGUGUUGCAGAUUUUAAGGUUGGCAAGUGUGCGAGUCGUUCAGAAGACAUCGCAGAGAUUUCCAAAGACAACACCUGCAUUGGACAUCUUGACAGUCAUAAUGCAUCUAAUACCAACUUCUACAAGUCAUCACAUCACAUUGAGAGGACUUUACCAAGGAGCCAAUGGCCAGUCAGUCUCCUGUCCUUUGUCCUGGUCAUGCAGGGCCUUUGUACCUCUCUGCUGGCUCUGAUCAACAGCCUGGUGAUGCUGCUGAUCGACCCACAGUUCCUAAACAGCUCUGCAACCUGUGGCCUGCUGGUUUACCUGGAUCCUGUUAUCUCUCUGCUGGCUGUGAUUAUGCUGAUUGCCACGGCUGCACCGCAGGUGCACAGGUAUGGACUUCUGCUGCUACAGGCCACACCUCCACACAUCUGUGCAUCUGAUCUUGGACGAAGGAUCACCAGUGUCCCUGGAGUGCAGGCUGUGCACAACCUCCACAUCUGGCAGUUAACUGAAUCGUUCAUGGUGGCCUCUGUCCAUGUACACUGCCAUGAUGGGUUUCCAAUACACAGGUGUGCUGAUCUGAUGUGGGGGGUCACUAAGGUGCUGCAGAGUGUUGGAGUGAGCUGCUGCACCGUCCAACCAGAGUUUGCCUCCCGCUCUGGGUCGUCUGCAGGCAGUGAGGGGGACGCCUCACCCGUCAUCCACAGAGAGGACCCCUCCCUGCCUCCUCUUCUGACCUGCAGCCUUGCCUGUGAGAAGGCCUGCGCUGGUAAUAUGGGCUGCUCUCCCUUAGAGGACGAGACCAGCCUGCUGGCACCACCUGCUGUGGAAACAAAGGAAGAGCCUCAGACACUGGUCAUCGAGAACACCUUCCUCUGACUGAAGUGAAUGCACUGGAGGGAAUAAAUGAAUGAAUGAAAUGGCAAAUGAACAGAUUUGAACAUGUAAUCUUUCUUAAAACACUGCUCAUACAUUACAUGUAAGUUUUAUGUUGUGUUAGUUUUAUAAAAUGAACAUGGUGCUGCAAUAUCAAGUGAGG